Molecule: messenger RNA, 1878 nt
Organism: Sorghum bicolor (sorghum)
Lineage: Eukaryota; Viridiplantae; Streptophyta; Magnoliopsida; Poales; Poaceae
Product: probable protein phosphatase 2C 47
Exons: 4
Coding region: 279-1484 (401 amino acids)
Biological process (GO): protein dephosphorylation
Molecular function (GO): cation binding; protein serine/threonine phosphatase activity
Source: RefSeq, a predicted model, not a curated record
UCCGCAUUUCUUCUCUUCUCCCCCCUCGCUUGUUCGUCGCGUCCUCCUCCUGCUCAGAUCAAGAAACCGUGUCCUGUCGUGCCCCUGGGAACCAUCGGGGAUCGAUUGCCGUUCCUCUCCCGCACCUCAGAUCGUACAACGACGGCGGCGUUCGGAGGUCUACGUGCUCUUUUCGGCGGGUCGGCUCGCGGAUCGGGCGGUGUCUGGUUGACGGCGAGGCAACGGCGGCGGCGGUCGUCUUGGACCGGGAGUAGUUGAGUCUGCUGAGAGGUGCGGAGAUGGUGGCCGAGGCGGAGGUGAUGCAUCAGACCCCCGUGCCGGUGCUAGAGGUGCAGUACCACCGGUGCGUGACGACAAAAGGGGUUGAAGACGUCGUCGGGAUGUCCGCGGCGGCGGCGGCGGCCGUAGCCGCGCCCGCGGAGGUCGGGGUUGAAGUCGAGGUCGAGGUCGAGGUCGAGGUCGAGGUCGCCGUGGAGGUGCCUCUCAUGGGGUUGGAGCAGCCUGAUGCUGCACCAAGUGUGUCUAUGGACGUGCUACAGUUUGUGCCCACCAUUCGAUCUGGUAGCUUUGCCGAUAUUGGGCCUAGGAGGUACAUGGAGGAUGAACACAUCAGGAUAGAUGAUCUUUCUGCUCAUCUUGGCUCACUGUUGGUCUGCCCUUUGCCUAGUGCCUUCUAUGGGGUUUUUGAUGGCCAUGGCGGUCCGGAUGCCGCAGCCUACAUGAAAAGGCAUGCAAUGAGGUUCUUAUUCGAGGAUAGUGAGUUCCCACAAGCAUCUCAAGUCGAUGAGAUGUACGUUCAGUCUGUUGAGAGCUCUGUCCGCAGAGCUUUCCUGCAGGCAGAUCUUGCUCUGGCUGAUGAUUUGGACAUCAGCCGCUCAUCUGGAACCACUGCGCUCACUGCAUUAGUCUUUGGGAGGCAACUACUGGUUGCAAACGCUGGUGACUGCCGUGCGGUCUUAUGCCGAAAAGGAGUCGCGAUGGAGAUGUCUCGAGACCACCGCGCAAACUAUGUCGAGGAGUGCGAGAGGGUCGCGGCAUCCGGAGGGUACAUUGAGGAUGGCUACCUCAACGGGGUCCUCUCGGUGACGCGCGCCCUAGGCGACUGGGACAUGAAGACGCCCGACGCGUCGGUGUCCCCGCUCAUUGCGGAGCCCGAGUUCCGGCAGGCGACGCUGGGCGAGGACGACGAGUUCCUCAUCAUGGGCUGUGAUGGCAUCUGGGACGUGAUGACGAGCCAGCACGCGGUGAGCCUCGUACGGCGGGGCCUGCGGCAGCACGAUGACCCUGCCCGGUGCGCGAGGGAGCUCGUGAUGGAGGCCAAGCGGCUGGAGACGGCGGACAACCUCACGGUCAUUGUGGUGUGCUUCGCAUCGGAGAUGGGAUCACAACAGCAGGAGCAGCCCGUGAGGCCCAGGAGCUGCAAGGGCCUGUCGACGGAGGCACUGUGCAACCUGAGGAGCUGGCUGGAGACCGACCACCGCUAGAGGGAGAACCUGAGGAGCUGGCUGGAGACCGACCACCGCUAGAGGGAGAACUUGAGGAGCUGGCUGGAGACCGACCACCGCUAGAGGGCGGCGGCAGCGGCUGCUUGAGUGUGGAGGAGGUUGGGUUCGGGAUGUGUAAAUACUAUGCUGACAACACUGGUUGACGCAUGAUGAGCGCUGGGCCAUUUGUUGAGAGGCGGCUGCGGAUUACGUAGGCAGGUCAGCUGUAGCAGCAGCCAGCAGUUUUGUAGGUUAUUUUUCACUUUGUUCUUUCUUUCUUUCUUUCAUCCUUGUUAUUUAGUCGUUGAUGUUAUUGUUAGCACCACCUCUCUGUUGUACAUAUAUGUAUGAUGAUGAUGUUGAUGGCAUGCUCCAUUGCCACUACCUUCUUCCA